Molecule: messenger RNA, 1281 nt
Organism: Anthostomella pinea
Lineage: Eukaryota; Fungi; Ascomycota; Sordariomycetes; Xylariales; Xylariaceae
Source: the annotation of a GenBank genome assembly
AUGGCAUCCAUAGCCCACCUCCCACCCGAGGUCCUCCUCCAGGUAAUCGCCAGCCUGGGUGGUCCACACCACAAGGACAGCCUCGCUGCCCUCGACGCGACGAACCGGCGGCACUACGCCUACGCCAACCCCGUCCUCUACGACCUCGAGGCCCGGGACGAGCACAGCUAUACGCUGUACGCGGCCGCGCAGUCGGGCGCCGCGCGGACGCUCCAGCAGCUCAUCGACGCCGGCGUCGACGUCGGCCGUCCGUGGUACUAUAUCCUGUCGCGGCUCCGGCUCGAGGCCGGCCGCUUCCGGAGGCGCGUCUUCACCGGCGAGUACGCGAGCGAGGCAGAGCUGCCGGUGCUCCGCCGACGAAGACGGCUUUUCCGGUAUCUCAAACGGACCUCGCCGAGUGCGCGGAGGGAUUGUCCGCUUGAGGGGGCGGAUUGGGUUAAUUGGUUUGAUGACGCGUCGCUGGACGACGAUGAUGACUGCGAGCUGGAGGUAGGUGUGGUGGAGGGGCCGCCAGCUUGUUGUUGCUUCACCAAGCGAGCCGACAUGUAUGUGGUGGACCCGCGGAAUGCCACGAUCUACUGGACGGCGCUGCACGCCGCUGCCCUGGGCGGCGAUGAGCGGACGGUCGAAUUGCUCAUUGCGAACGGCGCCGAUGUCAAUGCCAGCUCGGAUGGCUUUUGCGAGUGCGGCAACGUUAGCUUCGGUGUCUGGGCAGAUGAUGUCUACGGGCCGAAUCGGACGGGUGGGAUGGGUGCUGUUCGUGUCGAGGACCUGUGGGCUGAGGAGGAGGGCAGGAGGCCGACGAUGGCGCCGGCCACGCCCUUGCUUAUUGCUAUUUGUCACGGGCAUGAGUCUGUCGCCCGGCUGCUUUUACGUCGUGGGGCGUCGCCUUUUCUUGAGGUAUCAUCACCUACUGGACCUGGGUUUGAUGACAAUACUGGGACGGGUGCGCAUAGCUCAUCAUCACGUGAAGCCCAAAGAGAACCUGCUUCUGGGGUAAGAGGUAGAUGGAAAGGGGUUACAGCCCUCCAUCUGGCAUCCCACCGUGGAUUCGGCACGCUCGUUCGUCACCUACUAGAAGACGGCUACCAGUCAGAAGUGGAUGUCGAGGACGACAUCGGCCAGACUCCGCUGGCAUAUUUGUUCGGCGCAGGCAAUUUCGAUGACGUGGUGCCCUACCUGUUGAGUAGAGGUGCCAAUAUCAACGUCGACCUCGGCGGCGGCGCGACUACUCUUCUCGAAGCGUGCUGGCAUGGGAGAUACGACGAUGCCGUCAACUGA